UGAUCUAUCUAUAAAAAUGAGUUUACUAUUGAUAUCAUCUGUGGUUUUAGUGGUGACUUACCUCAUCAUAAAAUGGUUUAAAGAUCAACAUAAAACACCUCUACCCCCAGGUCCAGGAUUAUUUGAAUGUUUAAAAAUUACAUGGAGAAUGAUGCGAAAAAAUGAUACCCAUUUGAUCGGUGAGGAUCUUAGAAAACGAUACGGAGAGAUAUUCAACAUCCGGGUGUUUUCACAAAAUCUGGUUUUCAUGAAUAGUAGUCGCUUAAUGCGUAAACUGCUCUCUUCUGGUCAAUAUCGUGACGUUACAAAUGAUUGACCAUGGACAUUUUACAGAAAACAUAUCAGCUAUGAUGGUCGAGACAUUGCCCUGCGUGAUCACGACGAACUGCUUGUAAAGUUGCGAAGAAUGGUCCAUGGAACUAUCAAAUUAUAUGGAGACGGUAUUAAGGUUUUCGAGGAUAUGAUAAAUGGAGAAAUAAAGAUUUUACAAAAGGAGCUUGAAAAAUCCACACAGGAAGCAUCAUUCAACAUGGACAAAGCUUUAAAAGUUUCACUUAUUAGAAUUAUCCAUAUAUUUUUAACCAACGAAAAGCCUGCAGAUAACGAAGAAUCUCAAGAUAUUUGUGAGACCAUUGAAAACUUUGAUUAUUUUAACAAUUUAAUGUUCAACAGUGCGCUGCUCAAUGCAUGUACCUGGGUUCGUUUUAUACCGGGACCAGUGCGUCAACUAUGCCAAGAUAGUUUGAAAGCAAGAGACAGGUUGAACAAUUUAUACCUGAAUCCUAGUAUUACAGAAAGAAUGAAAUCUCAUGGUAAAGGUUUACUUGGUAGUAUUUUAAGUCAAGCAGAAGACGAUGUCGAGAUUGACGAGGAAUGUAUUAAAGGAGUCCUUGGCAACAUGGUAGCAGCUGGGUAUUUAACAACUAAGGGAGCUUUAAGUGGAUUUUUUCUGUUGAUGCUUUACUAUCCAGAGGUACAACGCCGCAUUCAAGAAGAAAUUGAUGAAUAUAUUGGCAAGGAUAGAGAUCCUAACCUAGAUGACCGAUCAGUAAUGAACUAUACAAACGCCGCCAUUUUGGAAUGUUUGAGAUUUAUUAGCCACGUCCCGAUAGGAAUACCGCAUAUGACUAGAGAAGAUAUAGAAAUAGAAGGAAUGCGGAUUCCAGCAAAGACGACAUUGCUUACCAAUUUUUGGUCGACGAAUCGUUGUGAGAAGUAUUGGAAUGAACCUAAUGUUUUCUUGCCUGAAAGGUUUUUAGAUGAAUAUGGCAAACUUCUUCCAACUGAACACAUUUUAAGAUUACAGUUGAUACCAUUUGGAGUUGGAAGAAGAAACUGUGUCGGGGAAUCGUUCGCCAAGUCUCGCAUAUUCCUGUAUGUGACGUCACUACUACAGAAGUUCAAUUUUUCACGUGGAGAAAAUGUGUUGGCAUCUCAGGAUUCGGCAACAUGGAAACCUACAAUUUCUAUGCACCCGGACUUUCUUAAUUGUACCGUGCGUACGAGAUAAACUAGUUUUAUUUAAUGGGAUGGUACCUAACAUGUAAUGAACUAAUUCGAGCAUUAUUCAACUUCUGAGAUUUUCGUGGAAUUUGUUUGUCAGCGAAACGAAGAACAUUAGUAACGGGCUCUUGCCCUGGAGAUCUGACCAAGGGCGUGUCCGUUUAUUAUCAGAAUCGGAGUUGAUUUAUUUACAUUCAAAAAUUUUAGCUUUAGAUUUCUUGUAUUUUUCUUUAUAUUAUUAUGAAGAGUCAGGAACCGAUUUCAAAUUUGUAUUGAAAUAAUAUUUAC
Molecule: messenger RNA, 1791 nt
Organism: Patella vulgata (common limpet)
Lineage: Eukaryota; Metazoa; Mollusca; Gastropoda; Patellidae
Product: vitamin D 25-hydroxylase
Exons: 5
Coding region: 407-1510 (367 amino acids)
Molecular function (GO): oxidoreductase activity, acting on paired donors, with incorporation or reduction of molecular oxygen; heme binding; iron ion binding
Source: RefSeq, a predicted model, not a curated record